AUGUCAGUCUUUAGCACCUCGGAAGUGGUGUCUACCUUCUUCCUCAUUGGGAUCCCAGGCAUGGAGCAUGCUCACAUUUGGGUCUCCAUCCCCAUUUGCCUCAUGUACCUCCUUGCCAUCUUGGGGAACUGCACCAUCCUCUUUCUCAUAAAAACAGAGACCUCUCUGCAUGAACCUAUGUAUUAUUUCCUCUCCAUGCUGGUUUCUGACCUGGGACUGUCCAUCUCUUCCCUUCCAACCAUGCUGAGAACCUUCUUGUUCAAUGCCACUGGAAUUUAUCCUGAUGCCUGCUUUGCCCAGGAGUUCUUCAUUCAUGGAUUCUCAGCUAUGGAGUCAUCAGUACUUUUCAUCAUGUGCAUGGACCGUUUGAUAGCCAUCUACAGUCGUCUCAGAUAUACCUCCAUCCUGACCAGUGCCAGAGUCUUUAAAAUUGGCCUUGUAUCUGCUAUUAAAAGUAUCUCAUUGGUCUUCCCUUUCCCCUUUAUUCUAAAGAGACUGAAAUUCUGUAGGGAAAGCCUUCUAUCCCACUCCUACUGCCUCCACCAGGAUGUCAUGAAGCUGGCCUGUUCUGACAACAGGGUCAAUGUCAUCUAUGGACUGUUUGUGACCCUAACUGCUAUGUUAGACUUGGUGUGCAUUUCUGUGUCUUACACGUGGAUCCUGAAGAUUGUUCUGGGCGUUGCCUCACACAAGGGCCACCUCAAGGUCCUCAACACUUGCAUCUCCCACAUCUGUGCUGUGCUCAUCUUCUAUGUGCCUGUCAUCACCAUGGCUAUUAUUCACCAUUUUGCCAAAAAUGCUUCCCCAGUUGUUAGAGUCAUCGUAGCUGAUACCUUCCUUCUGGUUCCCCCUCUAAUGAAUCCCAUCGUGUACUGUGUGAAAACCAGGCAAAUUAGAGUGAGAGUUCUAGCAAAAUUAUGUCAGAAGUAG
Messenger RNA from Ailuropoda melanoleuca (giant panda), 930 nucleotides. Its product is annotated as olfactory receptor 51A7-like. The record is from RefSeq and is a predicted model, not a curated record. Lineage: Eukaryota; Metazoa; Chordata; Mammalia; Carnivora; Ursidae. Gene Ontology annotation, cellular component: plasma membrane. Gene Ontology annotation, molecular function: G protein-coupled receptor activity; olfactory receptor activity. Gene Ontology annotation, biological process: G protein-coupled receptor signaling pathway.